AUGGAGAAAUAUUUUAAAAGAACUUCAUCAUUGGAGAUUGGAUCCCAAAACAAUUUAUCGACCUCUUCUAACAAGAGGAGGUUUUUAGAAGUUGAAGUAGAGAGUCUCAUAGCAGAUACAGGACAACGACCAAAGAUUUCAAGUUAUCAUCCGAAUGACAGAGACAAAGCUAAAAAGAAUUAUCAAAUUCACUUGACAGCUACAAUUGAUUGUAUUAGAUUUCUUUUGCGACAAGGAUUGGCCUUUCGUGGUAAUGAUGAGACAGAUGAUUCUGUUAAUCAAGAAAAUUUUUUGGAACUUCUAAACUUUCUUGCACAACAUAAUGAAGAGAUUGAUCGUGCUUUUAAAAAUGUUCGUGGGAAUCUUAAACUAAGAGCUCCCUCAAUUAAAAAAGAUAUUGUAAGAGCGGCUGCAUGUGAAACGACAAAAGCUGUUGUAAAUGAUCUUGGGGAUGAAUUGUUUGCUGUUUUGGUUGAUGAAGCUUGCGAUAUUUCUAUUAAGGAGCAAAUGUCAGUUUGUUUAAGCAUUGGAGUCAUUAUUAGAAACAUAUAA
Molecule: messenger RNA, 552 nt
Organism: Arachis ipaensis
Lineage: Eukaryota; Viridiplantae; Streptophyta; Magnoliopsida; Fabales; Fabaceae
Source: RefSeq, a predicted model, not a curated record